AUGCACGGAGCUCGAGGGAUGUUUCGAUGGGCUACAUACGACCGCAUUCUCUGCGCGAUAAACGAGGAAUAUGCUGAGUAUGCGAUGCGCAUCCUGCAGUGGCUGACGUUUGCUGCACGCCCGCUAUUAUUCGAGGAAGUUGCAGAAGUCGUCGCUAUCGAUGUGGCACGCGACCCAGCAUUUGACCGCGAUGAGGUGCUCGAAGAUCCGUUAGAAGCGCUGAACAUCUGCUCUAGUCUGGUCACUAUCACAACGAACAAAGCAGAGGGAAGAUGGAGGCCUACCCAGCGAAUCAUUGCUCUAGGACACUAUUCUGUCCAAGAAUACCUUGUGUCAGACAGGAUCAAGCAAGGACAGGCAAAGCAGUACAGCAUGCAAGAGGUCGAAUGCCACAACGCGAUAACAAAAGGCUCGUUGAUGUACCUGGCCCACUUCCAACAAUCCUUGUCAACAGAAAUUCUUGAAGCAUCAGCACUCGCAAAGUACACAGCAGAGUUUUGGAGCAGCCAUCUUAAAAAAAUGGGAGACGAGGCAGAAGGAAGUCUACUUACGAUAAGUCUAAUGUCAGCCGACAAACCCACAUAUCUCAAUUGGAUCAGAUUGCACGAUCCGGACCGACCUUAUGAAGAGCCGGAUCUAGACAGAAGUCUAGAAAGCAUAGCCACGCCGUUGUAUUACGCCGCAUUACUGGGCUUGAGCACGAUCACAGGACUGCUGCUCGACAAAGGCGCCGACGCCAACGCGCAGGGUGGACGCUACGGCAACGCACUGCAGGCAGCUUCAGCUAGAGGCCACGAGCAGGUGGUCGAGAUGCUGCUCGACAAAGGCGCCGACAUCAAAGCGCAUGGUGGAGAGUUUGGCAACGCACUGCAGGCAGCUUCACUCGGAGGUCACGAGCAGGUGGUUGAGAUACUGCUUGACAAGGGCGCCAACGUUAACGCGCUGAGUAAAAAGGUCGUUGCAAGUGGAGGUUCGUACAUUUCGGCUUUUGAUAUGGCCGCAGUGCCAAAACGUCGUGGUGUAAGUACACAUCCUCCUAAACGGCCGCUGAGUAAGAGGUUUCUUGUGAUGGCGUCUGGACUUACGAACGGCUCGCGGGUAAAUGCCUGA
Molecule: messenger RNA, 1110 nt
Organism: Trematosphaeria pertusa
Lineage: Eukaryota; Fungi; Ascomycota; Dothideomycetes; Pleosporales; Trematosphaeriaceae
Product: ankyrin
Exons: 4
Coding region: 1-1110 (369 amino acids)
Molecular function (GO): protein binding
Source: RefSeq, a predicted model, not a curated record